Molecule: messenger RNA, 2734 nt
Organism: Magnolia sinica
Lineage: Eukaryota; Viridiplantae; Streptophyta; Magnoliopsida; Magnoliales; Magnoliaceae
Product: anoctamin-like protein Os01g0706700
Exons: 16
Coding region: 293-2263 (656 amino acids)
Biological process (GO): chloride transmembrane transport
Molecular function (GO): chloride channel activity
Source: RefSeq, a predicted model, not a curated record
CUCCCAACGCCUACGUGUCGAAACCAACGGCUUCAAUCCCACCAUCGAAAACCAUUGCAUUUUCUUCGAUGUUUUGUACGUUUUCUCUUCUUGCAAAUGCGCGCUAAUUCCCUCCUAUCAAUGCAAUCUCUUGACAAAAAGGCCCUUCCCUUUUGAAAAAAUGUACACAAUUUUCUGAAUUUUGCUCUCUUUUUUCAUUUUUGGGGGUGAUAGAGAUGAAUGGGACCCUUCCCUUUUGAAAAAACGUACACAUUUUUCUGAAUUUUGCUCUCUUUUUUCAUUUUUGGGGGUGAUGGAGAUGAAUGGGGAUGCAGAGAAGCCUAGUUUCGAGGUGGGAGUGGUGGUACCAAAGAUUGGUGUGAAGGAUAAAGAUUCUGGGCAUGAUUGUAUAGAUUUCUUGGUCUUGAAAUUAGAAAGGGUGGGUUUGAUUGUUGAUAGAGUUCUUGGAAUUUCAGAUGAAUUUUUAAAGUUGGCAGCAACGUUAGAGGCUCUGGGCAGAGCUGCAACAGAGUUGCAGAUAAAGAAGCUUACUUAUGUUGGUAUCGAUUUGCAGUUUGAAUGGGAUCAAUCCGAAGCAUUUGUGAGACAGCCAGAUGGUUCUUUGUUCAAUUGGUGCGAGCGUUUUCGUUGUUUCCAUCACUUGAUUUAUGGAAUUGUGAACAAAGGUGAUUCGGCUGUAACCCUAACGUUUGACAGAAAAGAGUUUAAAUGGGAAAUUGGCGAGUCUUUGCUCAAAAGGAUGGAAUGCGAAGGCAUUGUUAAACAAGUGUUUCCAUUGCAUGAUGAAACAAAGAGGAAGCAACUGUUGAGAAAGUGGGCUCUUAACUGGAUGGACUUCACAUGGCAGCCGAUUGAUGAAGUUUAUGCAUAUUUUGGGAUGAAGAUAGCUACAUAUUUCUCAUUUCUUGGAAUGUACACGCGGUGGUUGUUUUUACCAGCUGGAUUCGGGCUAAUUUUGCAGUUGAUUAAUUUUGGAUCAUCACAGUUAUUAGGGCUCCCUAUUUUCUUCGCAUUCACUAUAUCAUGGGCUGUGCUGUUUCUACAAUUCUGGAAGCGCAAGAAUUCUGCUCUCUUAACAAGAUGGCAUGUAAGUUAUGCGGUGGGACUGGAAACAGGGUCUAAAGUCACAGAUGCUGGAACUAAUUCUUUCAUCCAAUCCAGUGUAGAACUUGAAAAGAAACCAGUGAUCGAUAAGCCGAAGGAAAGAGACAAAGCAUUUCAAAGAGAGGAGUGGUUUGGACAGCUUCUAAGAUUCAGAAAUGAUACCAUUGUAGUCUUGGGUAUCAUUUGUCUCCAGUUGCCAUUCGAGUUGGCUUAUGCACAUUCAUAUGAAGUUGCAGAUUCCGAUACUAUGAGGUUCGGACUGACAGCUGUGUAUCUUUUGGUCAUUCAAUACUAUACUAAGAUUUGUGGCAAGAUUUCAGUCAAGCUCAUCAAAUACGAACGUAAUGGAAGCACAGAAUCUAGUGCCGAUAGCUUGGUCUACAAGGUUUUUGGUCUUUAUUUUAUGCAGUCAUACAUUGGCUUGUUUUAUCAUGCCCUUGUGUACCGUAACUUUAUGACCCUUCGUCAAGUUUUGAUUCAGCGUCUGAUUGUAUCUCAGGUAUUGGAAAAUCUACUCGAGAAUUCCAUCCCUUACCUGAAAUACAGCUACAAAAAAUACAGAGCUGUUCGCAAGAGAAAGCACGAGAAAGGGUUGUCAGAAGGAAAGGCAGUCCAGCUGGCUUAUAGGGUAGAGAAGGAGUAUAUGAAACCAUCUUAUAGUGCAAGCACUGGGGAGGAAUUAGAAGAUGGUUUAUUUGAUGAUUUUCUGGAGUUGGCCCUGCAAUUUGGAAUGAUCAUGAUGUUUGCAUGUGCAUUUCCUCUUGCUUUUGCUUUUGCUGUUUUGAAUAACAUUACGGAGAUUAGAACAGAUGCACUAAAGCUGCUUGUUAUGUUACGGAGGCCUAUUCCUCGUGCUGCUGCAACAAUUGGAGCCUGGCUGAACAUAUUUCAGUUUCUGUUAGUAAUGUCAAUCUGCACCAACUGCGCACUUUUGGUUUGCUUGUAUGACGAAGAAGGGAAGUGGAAAAUAGAGCCUGGACUCGCAGCGAUUCUCAUCAUGGAACAUGUUCUCCUGCUAAUCAAAUUCGGAUUCUCUCACUUUGUACCUGAGGAACCCGCAUGGGUGAAAGCAAAGCGCGUGAAGAAUGCAGCGCAGGCACAUGAAAUGUGCUCUAAGCAAUUGAGAAAUCUUUACAGUCUAGAAAAGAAGAAGGAUUGAACAUGCAAGCUUCCUAUUUCUAUUAUUCUGAUAUCCAGGCCUAUCUCGCAUUCUCUGAAGUCUCAAACAAUAUCUACAUUAACCAUAGCGAAAAAGGAGUACAUUGGAAAUGUUUCAGGGUCACAUAAAAGGAUCUUGAGGUUUCUUAGCUGAUUUUGGAAAUUCAGUGAGGUGGGUCUGUCUUGUUAGAUGAAUUUGGCAAGAGUAGUUACUGCUUCCUAUCCUAAACAACCAGUGCCAGCAAAGAUUCAGGUGCUCAGAUGGGGAAGUGAAAUGUUGUUGUUUAGAUGGUUUGGGGAUUUUGGUAGGUAUGCUUUGUUGAAUGGUUUGCUUUUGUAGAUUGAAUAAAUGAUUGAGAUAUGAAGAUAGAUGAUCAUGUUCUUAUUUUGAGUUUUGUUGAGAAAUAGGUCAGUUAAGGCCCUGUUUGGUUGCCACUUAAAAAUGAACAAUAUAUUUUUCCUUGAUUUGACA